AUGCCCCCACCCCUACUGCCCCGGCAUUUUACUAACACUGUCAGCCCUAACGGCAUGCAAACUAAUAGUAAAGCAUGGUGGCCGGCACCGGGAGGAAAGGGAUAUGCCAUUGAAAACACCGUGGGUUUGGAAGACUACGUGAAUGGCGAUUAUAUACCGCGAUAUCAAUCGCGACAACUACCGGCCCGCGUGUUACUCACGUUAACGGGGGUCAGGUAUGCCAUCUCAGCCAUUAUUAACACGCCAUAUACGAGAGCUCUGUUAUGCGACGGAAACUACAUGUUAGGUAACCCGAGACUCACAUCCCUAAUGAUGAGUGUCGCGGCGUUUUGCAUACUAUUCAUCGCUAUUAACUUCCAAUGGCUUCAAAAUAGGCGUCAAUUAUAUAUUUGUAAUUUUGGGGUCGAUUUACGUCGCCAUCAGGUGUCGCCGCCAUUGAGUCGACUAAAUUAUUAA
Molecule: messenger RNA, 456 nt
Organism: Oppiella nova
Lineage: Eukaryota; Metazoa; Arthropoda; Arachnida; Sarcoptiformes; Oppiidae
Source: the annotation of a GenBank genome assembly